This is a messenger RNA of Saxophila tyrrhenica, 906 nucleotides long. RefSeq lists its product as uncharacterized. Gene Ontology annotation, cellular component: P-body. Gene Ontology annotation, molecular function: mRNA binding; enzyme activator activity. The coding region runs from base 1 to 906 and encodes 301 amino acids. The record is from RefSeq and is a predicted model, not a curated record. Gene Ontology annotation, biological process: deadenylation-independent decapping of nuclear-transcribed mRNA; positive regulation of catalytic activity; deadenylation-dependent decapping of nuclear-transcribed mRNA. The transcript has a single exon. NCBI's taxonomy places the organism in Eukaryota, Fungi, Ascomycota, Dothideomycetes, Mycosphaerellales, Extremaceae.
AUGCCGUCCAAGAAAGCGAACAACAAAGCCACGAGAGCAGCGCAACCUCACGCGCAACCUGUACAAGACUACGAGACGGACACAGACGCCGCACUCACAUCAGGACCCAUGGCCGCGCCUCCACCGAAUCGCACCAACACCCAGCUCAACUUCUCCGUGCUCCGACGAUACGUUCCCGACGUAGAACGCAUCAUAUCCAUCGCGCCAUUCGCCGUCGUCUACACCUUCUCCCCGGACUCCCAGCAAUGGGAGAAAAGCGGCGUCGAGGGCACGCUGUUCGUCUGUCAACUGUCUGCCUCGCCUAACCCACGGUACAACGUGGUGAUACUGAACCGCAAGAGCCUGGACAAUUUCAUCACUGAGCUGGUCAGCGAGGACGACAUUGAGAUCACGGAGCAGUACGUGAUCCUACAAGUGCUGGGAGAGAACGACGUGCCGACGAUCUAUGGUCUAUGGAUCUUCUCGGAUGAGGGCGAGGGUGUACACAGCACGCGAGAGAUAGUGGCCCACUCAAUUCAGGAGUGUGCUAUGCGAGCAGCCCAUGCGAAUCUGGCUGCGGCGGAGGAGAGUCAAGAGGACUACGAAGCGUCUGCACCGUACGGCUUCGAUGGCACUUCUGACGGUCACGCCGAGAACAAUGCGCCCCAACCCAAAGAGUCGGGACAGUCGAUCGAUCUUCUUUCGUUGUUUGGCACUUCGACUUCUCAACCUCCGGCGACAAAUGGCAAUGUAACGAGUCCACCCGCAACCAGACCUGUGCCAGAGCAAUCCCAUUUCGUCCCUACAGCAGACACAGACUUCUUCAGAUCUACUGGCAGCCCUGGAGCAACAUUCCAGGGACAUUCGAGGCCUCCGCUUCAACAAGAUAUGUUACUCAAUUUGUUCAAGAGCGCGAACCACGGCUAA